This is a messenger RNA of Paramecium pentaurelia, 1316 nucleotides long. Lineage: Eukaryota; Ciliophora; Oligohymenophorea; Peniculida; Parameciidae. The record is from the annotation of a GenBank genome assembly.
AUGUAGCCACAGAAUUGGAAUAAGGCAGUCAUCCAAAACCUUUAAGAUAUGAUCAUUAAUUAAGCUGACAUGAGUAUAUUCUUGAGACAAAGUCAAAAACUUAGAGUAUUGCUUACAAUUCCACCAAAAGAAAGAACGGAUGAUCAUAUAAAAGAAAUAAGUGUUUUAGUGCAGGUUUGUAAAAAAAACCAAAUUUAAUUUCCACUUAGGGAGUCAAAUUUUUAUCCCGAUAUCGUGACAAGCCUUAUUACAAUGAAUUGUGUCGUAAUUUGUAUGUAAAGACUUUCCAAUAAAGAAAAACAAUAUUCAAGUAAGGAGAUAAAGGAACAUGUUUCUAUGUUAUUUUGAGUGGGAUUGUUAAAAUAUAUGCUAAUGAACCCACUUGUUUUCCAGGAUAAUUCAAAAAGAGAGAAGUAGCUGUAUUAGGUAAGGGUAAUUGUUUUGGAGAAAUUGCAUUAUUUUUUGGUUCUUAAAGAACUGCAACAGUAAUAGCAGAAUCAGAAUGUGAUUUAUUAAUGUUAGAUAGAGAUGUGUUUUAAUAAUAUAUAUAAGGGGAUUCAGAAACUUUGGAUUUAUAAUCAACUAAUUUGAAGGAUGUUAGACAUUUCCUUAAGAAAGUUUAAUAAUUCUCAUAUUUUACUUCUGAAGAAAUUACUUAAAUAAGUACAAAAUGUCGUAAAUAAAGUCUUAAAUAAUAAACAAUAAUUUUAAAAUAAGGUGUUGUACCUAAAUCAAUAUUCAUAAUUAAAAGUGGAAGAGUACGUGUAAUAAAGAAGAUUGAUGUUGGGAAUUAUGAAUUAGAUGAAUUAGAAUAAGGUUCUAUUUUUGGAGAUCAUGCUUGUCUUACAAAUAGUAUAUCUGAUUAUACAUAUAUUACUUCAAUGCCAAGUGAAAUAAUUUAACUUAAUGGUUUUGACUUAAAAUAAUAUGUCUCAUAAGAGAAUUUAAAUAAAUAUAUUGAAUCUAUUAGAUUCUAUCCAGAACCAGAAACUAUAUGUUAAAUGUAAGUAGAAGAUUAAUAAUGGAAAGAAUACAAAAAAUAAUUAGUUUAAAAUGUAGUAAAUGAUAAGUUAAAUAGCAGAGGAUUUGAUAAAAGAAUGAGAUUACCUGAAUUACGUUAUAAAUUAAUUGAUGCUCCAGAUCAGUAAAUAUUUUAGAGAACAUUGUAAAUAUAUAUUGUAAUUUAUGUAUUUAGUGUAUUGAGGUAGAGUUGUAGAACUCCUUAACAUAAGCAAUUGUUUCCAAGAGAAAUUGAAUCUUUACGUAAUUAGAUUUCUCCAAAGAGGAUGAAAUAAUUUGAAUAAAAUUACUUAUGA